CAGCCCUGCAAAAUCUGCUCACUCAUUCACUCACUCAUUCAUUCAUUCAUUCACUCACGCACGGGAUGGUUCCACCACGCUUCCCUGCCACGGCACUGACGAAUCAGCUCCAACAACGAUUCGUCUCACUCUGGUUGGCACGAUCCGCCCUUCCACACAAGACAUCGCCCUGCGGGAUCACUGCUACCCGCUCAUCACAGCCGUACCGAUCCAACUUCGAUCGAUCCCAACCCACCCGGAUCCGUCUCUUUUCACACAGCUCGACAGCAACAUCAGAAUCCUCCCAUCAUGCGACUACGAACGCUACGACAGCGACCACCUCCAUACUCACACCUGAGGCAGCAGCAGUAUCCGGAGAGGUCUCUGAAGCGAUCACCAAAGUCAAGAAACCCAGCAAGCGCCAGAAGCCCGAUUGGACCCCUGAAGCAGACGCCCUUCUCUUGGAAUUACGCACGGUGCAGAACAGAAAAUGGCUCGAAAUUGGACAGCAACUCGGGCGCGAGCCCGCCACCUGCAUGACCCGCUUCGAAUCCACACUAAAUCCGACUUUGAAGGAUUUUUGGACCUCGGAACGGGACCAGGAACUGGACGCGCUCGUGACCGCCGCCAAGAGUUGGGCCGAGAUCGCACAGAUCAUGGGGGUGCACCGCUUGGCGUGCAUGGAACGAUGGCGACAGAUGGGCUUAGAGGGUCUGGCAGCUGCCGCGGUGCCUUCGAGCCAGAGUCAGGACGAUAAGGCAGCACUGCGUCAAAGGCGGAAGAAGCAAAGACAGCAGCGGCAAGAGCAGGAGUUUCAGAUCGAACAGCAGCGCACCAAUGCCCAGGAGCAGCUCCAAAGCGUGCGCGAGAUGGCGUCGAAUCUGCGGCUGGUCCAGCAGGUGGACAAGGAUUACGAUCGGUUGAGCUGGAAUUCGUUAUUGAGGAACGAGCAGCGGUACAGUCAUUAUCGGUCGUGGAAGAAGAAGGUGAAGCUGGAUGCGUUCUCGCAGCUGUAUUUGAUGAAUCCCGGCUGGUCUGCCAAGGAGGAGGCGGUGUUGAUUCAGUUUGUGUUGAAGCAUGGCUUGGACAAAUGGGAUGUCGUCGCUAGGCAAGGACUGAAGAGCAGGUUUACUCCGGAACAGUGUCGGAUCUGCUGGAAAAAUCUGGACAUGCCAGUGGUCACCUCGAUAAACAAUAGCGAUAAUUCUUCGCAGCAUCUGCAACGUGAAGGUACCAGCGAUUCUAACAACGGGCCGGAAUCGUCCUCAUCACCGGCAUCCUCAUCUUUGUCGUCGUCAAUCCCAUCACCUUCAUCAUCCUUGACGGACAAGGUGUUCGACUAUGAAGAAAAGAGCGGACCUUCAUUCUCGGACGAUAACGACUCAAAUGCCGUCACAGAUGCCGUACUCUCAGAAAACGUUCAAGCUAAUGCAGGUACCCAUGCGGCUGGGACGACCAAAGUAGCCAAGAGUCAGGCUUUCGUCUGGGAUAAGGAGCUCUCCGUACGUCUGCAAGCUGUGGUCCGUCAGGCAUACAAGUCUCGAGCAAUUCAUCUUGACGAAAUCAAUUGGCUAUGGGUUUCUCGACGCGUGCACCCAAAUGCGACGUCGCGCGUCUGCAAGAACCAUUGGAAGUAUUUGCACGACAACUCAAGCCAGGUGGUCUGGAAACACGAGGACAUCAAAAAGCUAGAAGAAGGAGUUCGGCUUCUGGGACCCAAGAAGUUGACGGCGAUUAGGGACCAUUUCCUGCCACACAUGACCAAGGAUGAUAUUAUUCGACAUUGGUUCCGCAUCUCUGAUAAGGCAACGAUACUUGACGAGGAAGAGUAUUAUCGGCUCUUACGUGCGGUCAAGGAUACAAUAGGCGAUACUGAGGGCAUGCAGGGCGGUCAUGAAGGAGCAGAGCAUCUUCAGAAUCAUCAAUGGACAGAGAUCGAAAAGAUCAUGGGACCUGGCUGGAAAAAGAUGCCCUGUAAACGCGUUUGGGAAAGCUCGUUCCAGUAUUUGAUCCGACAUACAAAUUGGACUCCGAACGAGGAUAAGAUGCUUCUGAGAAUGGUUACGUUCGUGGGCAGGGAUGACUGGUACUCGGUCGCGAAGGCGAUGCAGUCGGGCAAGUCUCCAUGGCAGUAUCGUCUCCGGUGGUGCCAGCUUCUCGACCCAAUCGAUCUGGACAUGAGCGAUCUUCUUGUCAAUGGCGAGAAGUACUACUAGAACCAAGACGAUCAAUCCAAUGCGAUUU
Gamsiella multidivaricata is the source of this 2223-nucleotide messenger RNA. RefSeq lists its product as uncharacterized. Lineage: Eukaryota; Fungi; Mortierellomycota; Mortierellomycetes; Mortierellales; Mortierellaceae. The record is from RefSeq and is a predicted model, not a curated record. The transcript has a single exon. Bases 66 to 2195 code for a protein of 709 amino acids.